UCCUGGACAGCUGAUAGCAGUGGACACUCGUCCGAACACCUGAAACACUCUCACACACAGGCCUGACCUAAUGGAGGCGCUGUUGUCCUUCCUGUUCUCCCCCCUGAGCACAGCGGGCCUGGUGUCUGUGUUCACCCUGUUUGGAGCCGCACUGUUCUACCUCAACACCCGACCCACUCCCAUUAGGCCCCCCAUAGACCUCAACCAGCAGACCAUAGGCAUCAAGGAUGGAGCCCGGAGAAGCGUCCUGAUGAAGGAUGACAGCCUGGUGUCCUAUCACUAUGACGACACCCGCACACUCUACGACGCCUUCCAGAAGGGCUUAAAGCUGUCAGGGAAUGGACCAUGUCUGGGCUGGAGGACCAAAGGGAAGCCUUACCAGUGGCUCAAAUACAAACAGGUGUCGGACCGGGCGGAACACCUGGGUUCUGGUCUCCUCCACCGAGGCCUGAAGCCCCAACCUGAUCAGUUCAUCGGCAUCUUCGCUCAGAACCGUCCUGAAUGGAUCAUCUGUGAGCAGGCCUGCUACACGUACUCCAUGGUGGCUGUGCCGCUGUACGAUACGCUGGGCCCAGAGGCGCUCGUCUACAUCAUUAACAGAGCGGACAUCUCGGUGGUGCUGUGUGAUAAGCCGGUCAAGGUGGAGACUCUGCUGGAGAACUGUGAGAAGAAGCUGACCCCUGGGCUUAAGCACAUCAUCGUCAUGGACACCUUUGACGCCGCCCUGGUGGAGAGAGGCAGCAAGUGCAGCGUGGACGUGCUCUCUAUGGCAGAGGUGGAGACAAUGGGGAGAGACAACUUGCAGAAACCAGUGCCACCCAAACCUGAUGACAUCAGCAUUGUCUGCUUCACCAGUGGCACCACAGGGGACCCUAAGGGAGCCAUGCUGACCCAUGAGAAUGUGUUGUCAGAUGCAGCAGCUGUCAUCAAGGUUCUGGAGUCGACCUACACCCCCAGCCCAGAGGAUACAUCCAUCUCCUUCUUGCCUUUGGCCCACAUGUUUGAAAGAGUUGUACAGACGGUGAUAUUCCACGUAGGAGGACGCGUUGGCUUCUUCCAGGGAGACAUCAGACUGCUGCCCGACGACAUGAAAACACUCCAGCCUACAAUCUUCCCUGUGGUGCCACGACUGCUCAAUAGGGUCUAUGACAAGGUCCAGAGUGGAGCGCAGUCUCCAUUCAAGAAGUGGCUGCUGAACUUUGCUGUGGAGCGGAAGUUUGCGGAGGUCAAGCAGGGCAUCAUGAGAAACAACAGCAUCUGGGACCGCCUCAUCUUCCACAAAGUGCAGGAGUCUCUGGGAGGUCGCGUGCGUAUCAUGGUAACUGGAGCUGCCCCGAUCUCUCCCUCCGUGCUCAACUUCCUCAGAGCCUGUCUGGGCUGUCAGAUCUUUGAGGCCUAUGGUCAGACAGAGUGCACGGCAGGCUGCACCUUCACUGUACCUGGAGACUGGACCUCAGGCCAUGUGGGUGCUCCCAUCCCCUGUAACGUGGUGAAGCUGGUGGAUGUUGAGGAGAUGAACUACUUUGCCUCCAACGGAGAGGGAGAGGUGUGUGUGAAGGGUAAGAACGUGUUCGUGGGCUACCUGAAGGACCCUGAGCGGACCGCGGAGGCGCUAGACCCAGACGGCUGGCUCCACACGGGAGACAUCGGGAAAUGGCUGCCGAGUGGCGUUCUGAAGAUCAUCGAUCGUAAGAAGAACAUCUUUAAGCUGGCGCAGGGCGAGUACAUCGCUCCCGAGAAGAUCGAGAACGUCUACGUGCGCAGCAGCCCUGUUGCACAGGUGUUUGUGCACGGGGACAGCCUACAGUCUUGCCUGGUGGGAGUUGUGGUACCGGACCCAGAGGUUCUGCCGGGCUUCGCAGAUAAAUUGGGGGUCAGCGGAUCAUUGGAGGACCUGUGUAAUAACCAGGAAGUGAAAAAGGCCAUCCUAUCAGAUCUCAUGCGGCUUGGAAGGGAGGCGGGCCUGAAGUCUUUUGAGCAGGUGAAAGACCUGCACCUGCACCCGGACCAGUUCACCAUCGAGAACGGCCUGCUGACGCCGACCCUGAAGGCCAAGCGAGCUGACCUCACCAAGUUCUUCAAGCCCCAGAUCGACAGCCUGUACGCUCGCCUGCAGUAACGCCAGAACCCUCACCGACCAACACCCACGCCUCUGCCCUCACUAUAUUACUGUAUAAACAAAUAAACACUUUUAGACAAACA
Messenger RNA from Alosa sapidissima (American shad), 2202 nucleotides. RefSeq names its product acyl-CoA synthetase long chain family member 5 (gene acsl5). The coding region runs from base 71 to 2119 and encodes 682 amino acids. The record is from RefSeq and is a predicted model, not a curated record. Gene Ontology annotation, molecular function: arachidonate-CoA ligase activity. Gene Ontology annotation, biological process: long-chain fatty acid metabolic process. NCBI's taxonomy places the organism in Eukaryota, Metazoa, Chordata, Actinopteri, Clupeiformes, Clupeidae. Gene Ontology annotation, cellular component: endoplasmic reticulum; mitochondrion; membrane. The transcript has 21 exons.